AUGGAUGCCAACAUUCAGCGUGCCCUGAACGACAAGCUCUACGACAAGCGCAAAGUCGGGGCACUCGAGCUUGAGAGGGUCAUACGAGAACUCGUCGCUUCCAAGGACUACCAGAGGGUACACGACAUACUUGAACAACUCUGCAAUGAAUAUGCCUAUGCGGUCCACCAGCCGCAUGCUCGAAAUGGGGGACUUAUCGGGCUGGCGGCAGCCGCGAUUGCCCUUGGCUCCGAUCUCCCACGCUAUCUUGCAAAAAUUGUUCCACCGGUGCUUGCCUGCUUCACUGAUCAGGAUGCCCGCGUGAGAUACUAUGCAUGUGAAGCCAUGUACAAUAUUGCCAAAGUUGCAAAGGGCGAGAUUCUGGUCUAUUUUAACAGCAUAUUCGAUCAACUUUGUCGGCUUGGGGCAGACUCCGAAUUGUCGGUUAAGAAUGGCGCUGAAUUGCUGGAUCGGCUCGUUAAAGACAUUGUCUCCGAGUCAGCCGCUUCAUACGUAUCGGUGCUCGAGGCACCACCAGGAUUCGACAGCGAUGACAAGGCCAUCCCAGAAAACCAGCAUACAAACCUGCCUACGGCAUUUUCUCUGCCAAGGUUUAUCCCCUUGCUAAAGGAGAGAAUAUGGGUAAUCAACCCCUUCACUCGGCAGUUCCUCGUUGGCUGGAUAACCUUACUGGACUCUAUCCCCGAUCUUGAGCUGGUCACCCACCUCCCGGAUUUUCUGGGAGGUCUGCUCAAGUUUCUUGGGGAUCCCAAUGCAGAUGUGCGAACCGCGACACAAUCUUGCCUUGACAAGUUUCUCAGUGAGAUCAAGCGGAUCUCACGGGUGAAGAAAGGUAUCGUUGAGAGCAAGAAGUCCAGAGAAGGUGGUAAACGAAAAAGGCAAGAUUCUAUGGAUACGGAAAGUAUUCGUCCGGACCUGGAGGAAGGAGACGAGAUCGAUUCUGAAGCCUUUGGCGAUGAUGAGGAAGACAGCGCCGAGGAGGACUGGAUUCCGGGGCAGGACGUUGAAAUCAACUACAAGAACAUAUUAGAAAUUCUUACAGCUACGUUGGAUUCUCCGUUAGAAGAAGACUGCCUUUUGGAAUCCCUCAGAUGGAUUGUGGAAUUUCUCGACAUCUGCCCGGAAGAUGUGUUGCCAUUCACCCCCAAGAUUCUCGCACAUAUGCUUCCAGCGAUGGCAAGUAGCAAGGAGACAAUCCACCAGGCCGCCACCAGAGUUAACACAUGUCUCAUGGAUUACGUGGUUUCCCUCUCAGACGACUCCGGAUUAAACUACCAGGGCAUAUCACAGGGCCAAUCUCAAUCCACUUCGAGACUCGCAUCAGCUGCAGAUCGACCUGAUGAUUCGCAUAGCAACCGUGUAUCACUGUCAAGCGUUCGCGAACAGGAGGCUCAGAGUCCAUCCCCUGGCCGCGGUCAACCAGCUUCAACUAUUGGAGCGCCACUUGUCAACCAAAGUCAAUCCGACCUUGACUAUGCUGCUGCUGUUAACUCUCUAACCCUCUUGUUUCUCAAUGAUCAUGAAGCUACCCGAGUUGCUGCCCUGACAUGGCUUAUCAUGCUUCACAGGAAGGCACCAAGAAAGGUCUUGGCUUUCAAUGACGGGACAUUUCCCGCAUUGCUCAAGACACUUUCUGAUCCAUCCGAUGCAGUGGUAACAAAAGAUUUGCAGUUGUUAUCGCAGAUUUCUCGAAAUAGCGAUGAUGACUACUUCGCAAACUUUAUGAUCAAUCUGUUGCAGCUAUUUUCUACUGAUCGCAAGCUUCUAGAGACGAGAGGGAACCUCAUCAUUCGACAACUAUGCAUCAGCCUCAGUCCGGAACGAAUCUACCGCACCCUAGCGGAUUGCAUAGAAAAGGAAGAGGAUGUUGAGUUUGCUAGUAUUAUGGUGCAGAACCUCAACAAUAAUCUUAUCACAGCUCCCCAACUCGCAGAGGUCCGCAAGCGUCUGCGAAAUCUGGAAACCAAAGAUGGCCAGACAUUGUUCGUAGCUCUAUUUCGCUCUUGGUGCUACAACGCUGUCGCCACUUUUUCGCUAUGCCUGCUUGCUCAGGCUUACGAGCAAGCGUACCAUUUGCUUCAAAUAUUUGGUGAAUUGGACAUGACUGUCAAUCUUCUUAUUCAGGUUGAUAAGCUAGUUCAGCUGAUUGAAUCCCCUGUAUUUACCUACUUGAGACUCCAGCUGUUGGAGCCAGAAAAAUAUCCGUAUUUGUACAAAUGCAUGUAUGGGAUUCUCAUGUUGCUGCCACAAUCAUCAGCAUUUGCUGCCCUCAAAAACAGACUGAACAGUGUCAGCUCGAUAGGGUACUUGACAGUGGCGCCUCGGAGUGCGGCCACUCCAUCCAGCAGCGCCAACUACGAUCGGCCGAACCGGCUCAAAGGGCGAGAGGAUGGCGGCAUUAGGUGGGUCGAGCUUCUUGAAAAGUUUCGCAGUGUGCAAGAACGAGCAAGGCGAGUACAACGCCAUAACAUGGAAGGAGAAGAUGUAUCGACAUCGGGUCUAGGAGAUAUUCGGAUGAUUGACGGGCCCUCAGAAUUGAAGGCCGGUAAUCGAGCUCCGGGUCCCGUAAUCGCUCCAUCGGCAUCGAAGGAUGCCACUCCGGCUCCUCCAGCUAAGAAGUCGGGCCUAGGCAGGCAAUUCGGGAGACUCGGCGGUGCUGUUUCAGGCAAGAGCAAGAGGAAUUAG
Pochonia chlamydosporia 170 is the source of this 2685-nucleotide messenger RNA. RefSeq names its product vacuole-associated enzyme activator complex component (Vac14). The record is from RefSeq and is a predicted model, not a curated record. The transcript has 8 exons. NCBI's taxonomy places the organism in Eukaryota, Fungi, Ascomycota, Sordariomycetes, Hypocreales, Clavicipitaceae. Gene Ontology annotation, biological process: positive regulation of kinase activity; phosphatidylinositol biosynthetic process. Gene Ontology annotation, cellular component: endosome membrane; PAS complex; fungal-type vacuole membrane. The coding region runs from base 1 to 2685 and encodes 894 amino acids.